Molecule: messenger RNA, 825 nt
Organism: Fusarium fujikuroi IMI 58289
Lineage: Eukaryota; Fungi; Ascomycota; Sordariomycetes; Hypocreales; Nectriaceae
Product: related to non-heme chloroperoxidase
Exons: 3
Coding region: 1-825 (274 amino acids)
Source: RefSeq, a predicted model, not a curated record
AUGAAGAUCUUCUUGCUCACCAGUCUUUGGGUAGCUGCCAUGGCCGCCUCGACCGCAGGAAACCCUCAUGAACUGGGCCCAGUGCCUCACUUGAAGAUAGGCAACGUCACCACUCAGGACGGCGUCGAACUACAGUAUAUCCAGGCAGGCCCGCCUUCUGGCCAACAGCUGCUCUUUAUCCCUGGGUGGAGGCAGACUGCUGCACAAUGGAACAAACAGAUUGAAUACUUCUCUUCAGCUGGCUAUCGCGUAACAACCUACGAUAUGCGCGGCCACGGCGACUCUGCCAAGCCAGGCUUUGGAUAUCGUCUCAGUCGCUUUGGCGCAGAUCUCAACGAUGUUAUCAACUCUCUGAGCCUCUGCGGCGUCAGUGUCGUCGCGCACUCUAUGGGCUCGUCCGUUACUUGGGCCUUCUGGGACCAUGUUGGUGCAGGAUCCUACUUGGACGUAGGCGCAAAGGAAUACCUGGUCAGCAGCCUUAUUCUCGCCUGCGCAAGUAGCAUGUUUACAUCCUCCAUUUCCCAGUCCGAUUUGGACUGGAUGAUCAAGCAGAAUAGGAAGAUGAGCGACGCGCAUGCCGCCACCCUCUUGAUCAACCACGCCUUUAUGGAUUGGCGAGACGUCCUACCGAGGAUUGAUAUUCCUGCGUUGGUUCUUGCAGGUGACGCAAGUCUCAACAACGCGACAGGCAUCACGUGGGCUGCGUCGCAGAUCCCGGGGGCUCAGAAGUAUAUCUUUACCAAGGGCGAAAAGGGAAGUCAUUUUGCGUUCUGGGAGAAUCCAGAACUGUUUAAUCAGGUCGUGGAGAGGUUUGUAACGUCCUGA